Molecule: messenger RNA, 2062 nt
Organism: Synchiropus splendidus (mandarinfish)
Lineage: Eukaryota; Metazoa; Chordata; Actinopteri; Syngnathiformes; Callionymidae
Gene: ptx3a
Product: pentraxin 3, long a
Exons: 4
Coding region: 50-1342 (430 amino acids)
Biological process (GO): innate immune response
Molecular function (GO): complement component C1q complex binding
Source: RefSeq, a predicted model, not a curated record
AGGAGGGCAGCAGCGGCGCAGACACACACACACACGGAGGCAGGUCAGCAUGGCUCGCUGGAGGAUCCCCCUGGCCCUCUUGUCCUGCCUGUGCCUCGCUCUGGCCUACGAGGACGACAUCGAGGUCAACUACGCUGACAACUACUACAACGAAAUCAGCCAGGGAGAGACGCCGGAGCCUACACCGAGCACCACGCCCUGCCGCGCUCCGGACCUCACCAAGUGGGACAAGAUCUUCUCCAUGCUGGAGAACAGUCAGAUGAGGGAGACCAUGCUGCUCCAGUACGCUGAUGACAUCAUCAAAGUGGAGAUGAGCUCCGUGAAGGGGGAAAUCCUCCGGUUUCUGGCGGAGUACGAAGGCUCCUGCGGGCUGGCAGUUGAGGCGGCAGGAAGACGGGCGGCGGCGCAGGUGGAAGCUCGCCUGCGAGAGACCCUUUCCUCAGCUGGUGGUGGGAGUUCAGCGGUGGAGGAGAUGCUGCGGGAGCUUCUCUCCACAGUGCAGUCGCAGGCGUCCCGGCUUGCCAAGCUGGAGAGCAGCUGCUUCAGCAGCCCGGGAGCAGAGGAGGGGGCCGCGCUCCAGCCUGCCCAGCUCGGCGGUGACGGGCUGGAGGGGCUGCUGGCUGCGCUGCAGGAGACAAGAGUGGAGCUGGAAGAGGCGCGCCGCUCCUCCAGGCGCAGAUACCUGCCCGCAGGCUGUGAGAUGGCCCUCCUGUUCCCCAUGCGAUCCCGCCGCAUCUUCACCUCCGUCUUCCCGGAUGCUCCGCUCUCACUUUCCUCCUUCACCGUCUGCAUGUGGGUCAAGCCCAACGCCGUCUCCAACAAGACUGUCCUCCUCUCCUACGGCAACCGACGCAACCCCUACGAGAUCCAGCUGCUGCUGAGCAAAGCCUCGGCCUUCCUCACCAUCGGAGGGGAGGCGCACCUGGUGGAGGCGGCCGGUGUGGUCAAGACCUCAGAGUGGAUGCACCUGUGCGGGGCCUGGUCCACCCAGCAGGGCCUGGCAUCCUUGUGGGCCGGUGGGAGGAAGGUGGCCUCCACCCCGGGGGUAGCAGAGGGCCACACCAUACCCGAUGGAGGCUCCCUGCAGCUUGGGCAGGAGAGGAACGGCUGCUGCCCCCCAGGUUCAGGGAGCAGAGUGUCGGGCUUUGAGGGAGGGUUCGAUGCCAAGUUGUCCUUUGCAGGGCAGAUGACGGGCGUGAACAUGUGGGACAGAGUUCUGUCCCAGAACCAGAUCGGCCAGCUGGCCAGGCGUGAGGGCGAAGGCUGCCAGCAGAGAGGAAACCUGGUGGCGUGGGGGGUGACGGAGAUGGUGCCUCACGGUGGAGCCCAGUUCACCAACUAAGAGACUCCCUUGGUGAAUCCUAUGGUCAAAAGCUUUGGUUUAAACUGAGGAAAAACUGCUCUCCGAGCCGUGAGCGGGUUGACGCUACCAUCUGAUGCUGGACGGUGAGAACGAGGCGCAGUGCGGCGCGACCUCUACUAGCUAAACCUUUAAACUCAUUCAGACACGGUAAAAAUACUAGGAGUUGUGCUUCACGGAACAGAGUCAGUAAACACACUGAAGACAAACGUCCCACACGUGUUGCCAGGUACAGCAAACUGAGGUGGAUAGGUCACGACCCAACCAGAACGGCGCUGUGACAGAAUGAACAGUGCUUCCUACGAGCUGUGAAAUAUAUUGUUGUGUUGGUCAUGCUGGAUUUUUGGAUCAUUUCAAAGGAAUAUUGUGUGUUUUAGGUGCAUUCGAUUGGUUUCUUCACCAGUAUUUGUUUACAUGAGCGUGUAUUAAAUAUCUCAUAUUCCUAUUGUCUUUUACUUAGGAGUGGCUAUUUGUUCUUUUUGAUAGAUGCGCCUUUCAUAUUUUCCAGAUGCGUGUUUUUUAUUAUUAUUAUUACGGUACUAUUCGAUACUCGAAGUAACUGAGGAUGAUGUUUACACAGUUUUUUGAAAUAUAUUUGGCAAGGAUGUUUGACGAUGUGGUGAAUGUAUUUUGUCCAUAUUUUGUGUAAGAUUGUUAGAUGGCUUCAUGUAGAAUGUAGGGACAUGAAUAAACACGUUUGUG